AUUUAAUUAGCCUACUUCACACUCCUGGGUAUAUUUUGGAAUAGCACUCUUCAGUCAGAGCGUCACUGGCAGAAAACUUUAAACAGGUUACUGACGUUAACUCAGCCAGCACUUAAAAGUAACUUACAAAAAGAAGUAGUGGGAUUAAUGUUAACGUCAAUACUAACGUUACAGUGUUUUAAAGCUGCCCUCUUUUUAACGUUAAGACACCCUUGUCACCUAUAAUUGAAUGGGAAGCUUGGCAGCAUUUGCCAUGUUGGCCAGAACAACCUUGAGCAGAGGCAUUAUUGCCCAGCGCCUCAGUAAGAAUGUCACUUUGUACACAAAUGAAGUAGAGUCUCCAGCCUCAUGCCAGGCUCAAACUUCUGAAGACAAUAAAACUCUUAUGCUGAUGUUGCCAUGGUUGGGUUCACGUCCUGAAGCUGUGGCCAAGUAUUGUGAUAUCUACUUCCGCACCGGCUUUGAUGUACUUGUAGCGGAGACUGAGGUGAUGGAGUUCCUUUGGCCUCGCUGGGGUCUGGAUCAUGGAAAGCAGUUGCUGGAGUUGCUCCAGAGUGAGCGUUUUGCAUCCCGUCCACUGCUUGUCCAUGCUUUCUCUAUAGGUGGCUACACAUUUGCUCAGCUGAUGGUACAUGUAUCCCGGGACACACAGACGUAUCAGUCUUUUACAAAGAGGAUUAAAGGCCAAAUCUAUGACAGCUUGGUGGUGGGCUCUUUGGAUAAUAUGGCCAGAGGUCUAGGUAAGACCUUAUUUCCUCGUUGGGAGAUGCUGGUAAGGAAAGGUAGCCUGAUGUACUUUGGCAUGUUCAAACACCAAACGGUGGACUGCUUUAAUGCAAGCAUCAACACAUUUUGGAACACUCCCAUCACCGCCCCUGCGCUGUUCUUCUUUUGCGAGAAUGACAUGAUGAGCGACCACCAAGUUGUGGAGGAUUUGAUCGAUUACUGGCAAUUGCGUGGCAUUGACGUCACAGGGAAGAAAUGGGAGGAAUCAAUACAUGCAGGUCACCUAAAGAGGCACCCGCAAGAGUAUUUGACCACCCUAGACAUGUUUCUCCACAAACACCACAUAGCUUCAUUGAGGGCCAAGAUGUAAGAUGGUUUCAUUACAAAUUAAUGCCAUAUUAGCUUGACUUUGCUUGUUUUCUCUUUACAAGUGAAUUAGAUGUGCUUUACAGUAAAGUGCAUACAAAAAAGUAGCAUGACAAUAUAACAAAGGCUUUCAAAUCUCCAUGAUCAUGCAGAAGAAGAUAAAACUGGAAUUUCCUGUAAGCUUGGCAGUCAGCCUGUCUGAACUCAGACACAGUCACCCACUGAUUGCUUGCAGUUAGAAAAAACACUCCAAAGGUCAAAUGCACUUCACUUUGUAUAUCUAAAUACACUGUGCUUCUUAUCCUGGGGUGAGAACACAGAUGCUCCCGAAAACAGCUCUGAGGCUCUUCACUCCUCACUCCAAAUGUGCAUUACUUGCAUCAAUAGUUACUAAGCUUUAGUUGAUAUUGUGAUUAAUACAACAAACAAACAAAAAAAAUGCAACAUGUAAAUUCUUAAAUUCAAUUCUUAACAAAGUAGACAACAUACAUGAAGAUUUGUACAUCUUUAUUACUGCAGUUUUGUAUCUGACAGCAGUAGUAGGUAGUUUAAGAUAAACAAAAAAAAUUUUGAAAAUGAAUAACUGAAUGAAAUUUGACCUCAAUGACCUUGUGUAUAUAGUCAGAGAGGUGUAUUUACUGUACAAUACUCAGAAAUUACUAUGAAGAAGAACAUGUGCCUUUGUGCAGACAAGAGUUUUCCACUAAGUCAAAACAUAAUUUCAUCACCACACAACUGUUCAUAUUCACACUAGCAC
Messenger RNA from Monopterus albus (swamp eel), 1849 nucleotides. RefSeq names its product transmembrane protein 53. The transcript is spliced from 4 exons. NCBI's taxonomy places the organism in Eukaryota, Metazoa, Chordata, Actinopteri, Synbranchiformes, Synbranchidae. Gene Ontology annotation, molecular function: serine hydrolase activity. Bases 230 to 1096 code for a protein of 288 amino acids. The record is from RefSeq and is a predicted model, not a curated record.